Propithecus coquereli (Coquerel's sifaka) is the source of this 1808-nucleotide messenger RNA. It is a transcript of the gene GDF2, whose product is annotated as growth differentiation factor 2. Gene Ontology annotation, molecular function: growth factor activity; cytokine activity. Lineage: Eukaryota; Metazoa; Chordata; Mammalia; Primates; Indriidae. Gene Ontology annotation, biological process: BMP signaling pathway; SMAD protein signal transduction. Bases 178 to 1461 code for a protein of 427 amino acids. The transcript has 2 exons. The record is from RefSeq and is a predicted model, not a curated record. Gene Ontology annotation, cellular component: extracellular region.
AAGUGGAGGACAGUCCAGUCCGGGACAGAGCACGGGCGUGCUGGCCACGGCUUCCUGCAGAGCGGACGGCAGGGCGAUGCGGGCCCACUGCUCCCGCGCCCCUCCCCGUGCCCGCUAACACGUCGAGGCCGCCCGCAGUCUCCUCUCCCCUCUCUGGGGCGAGAGCGACAGCCCGAGAUGUGCCCCAGGGCGCUGUGGGCGGCUCUGCCCGUGCUGUCCCUGCUGGCCUGCUGCCUGCAGGGGAAGCCGCUGCAGAACUGGGGGCAGGCGUCUGCCGGGGGGAAAGGCCACAGCCUGCUGGGGGGGCCCGGAGGGAAGCCGCCCGAGCACACCUUCGACCUGAAGAUGUUCCUGGAGAACAUGAAGGUGGACUUCCUGCGCAGCCUCAACCUGAGCGGGGUCCCCUCCCAGGACAAAACCAGAGUGGAGCCGCCGCAGUACAUGAUCGACCUGUACAACAGGUACACCACCGACAAGUCGACCACCCCAGCGUCCAACGUCGUGCGGAGCUUCAGCGUGGAAGAUGCCAUCUCCAUAGCCACCACGGGAGACUUCCCCUUCCAGAGGCACAUCCUGCUUUUCAACAUCUCCGUUCCCAGACACGAGCAAAUCACCAGGGCCGAGCUCCGACUCUACGUCUCCUGUCAAAAUCACGUGGACUCCUCCCAUGCGCUGAAAGGAAACAUGGUCAUUUACGACGUUCUGGAUGGAGCAGAUGCCCGGGACAGUGCUGCGGGGACCAAGACCCUGCUGGUGUCCCAGGAUAUCCGGGACCAGGGCUGGGAGACCUUGGAAGUGUCCAGCGCUGUGAAGCGAUGGGUCCGGGCUGACUCCAGCAAGAGCAAAAACAAGCUGGAGGUGACAGUGGAGAGCCACCGGAAGGGCUGCGACAAGCUGGACAUCAGCGUCCCCCCAGGGUCCAAAAACCUGCCCUUCUUCGUCGUCUUCUCCAAUGACCGCAGCAACGGGACCAAGGAGACCAGGCUGGAGCUCAGGGAGAUGAUCGGCCACGAGCAGGAGAGCGUGCUCAAGAAGCUGUCCAGGGAUGGCCCCGCGGAGGCAGCGGAGAGCAGGGAGGACGUGGAGGGCCACACGGCCGCGGGGUCGUCUUUAGCCCGACGGAAGAGGAGCACCGGCGCCGGCAGCCACUGUCAGAAGACCUCCCUGCGAGUGAACUUCGAGGACAUUGGCUGGGACAGCUGGAUCAUCGCGCCCAAGGAGUACGACGCCUAUGAGUGUAAAGGUGGCUGCUUCUUCCCUCUGGCUGACGACGUGACGCCAACGAAACAUGCCAUCGUGCAGACCCUGGUGCAUCUCAAGUUCCCCACAAAGGUGGGCAAGGCCUGCUGCGUGCCCACCAAACUGAGCCCCAUCUCCAUACUCUACAAGGAUGACAUGGGGGUGCCCACCCUCAAGUACCACUACGAGGGCAUGAGCGUGGCAGAGUGUGGGUGCAGGUAGUACCUGCCGGCGGGGCAGGGGAGGCCGGUGGGAGGGGUCCUGAGAGGUCCUUCUUCCCCCUGGGCACCACAGGGACUGAGUCGAUCUGCCUGCCAGCCUGGGGGAGGAAGCGCAGCCUGCAGGGUGCAGGUGGUACCUGCCCGCCCCAAGCAAUGCCCCCGGGCUCGACUGCUGGGAAGGCGAUGGCCAGGGUGUGGGGGUUUCCAGGAAAGCCUGGAAGUGUUGUUGGGGUGGAAGGGGAGGUGACAAAAAGGAGACAGGAAGGGAACUAAUUCAGAGUCCGCAGAAAACUGAGCAGAAGUGAGCCGGAGGAGCGUGGACGGCGGGUGAGGGGCGCAGGUUUCUGG